AUCCCACUGUCAGCCUUCCAAGACGCCCCGCCUGCAGGAGCGGCACUGUCACUCCUCUCCCCACAACCAGCCCCAGCCCCAGCCCAGCCCGCUGUGAGAAGAAGGGGGAGCUGACCCAAACUGGAGAGGCCUGGGGCUUGGCGGGCCAGACUGAGCCCAAGGGGAUCUCUGGCCCUCCGGACAGACCACACAGCUGCUCCAGGAGCCCAGAUACCAGCUGCCAGAGAAGGCCCAUAAGCUUCCUGCUGCCAUGUCGGCUCUCACCCUGCUCAUUCUGGGUCUGUUCACGGCAGUGCCACCUGCCAGCUGUCAACAAGGCCUGGGCAACCUGCAGCCCUGGAUGCAAGGCCUAAUUGCUGUGGCUGUGUUCCUGGUCCUCGUGGCAAUCGCCUUUGCUGUCAACCGCUUCUGGUGCCAGGAAGAGCCGGAGCCUGUGAACAUGGUCAUGACCGUUGCAAACAAGGCAGAUGGGAUCCUGGGAGGAACAGAUGGAAGGUACUCCUUGACGGCGGCCAGCUUCAGGUCCAGUGAACACGAGAAUGCCUAUGAGAAUAUCCCUGAAGAGGAGGGCAAUGUCCGCAGCACCCCCAUGUGACCCCCACUUGCCUGUGGCCCUCCACCCUGACCCCAGAUGCCUGUGACCGAUGCCCGGCUCACCACACAAGCCUCUCCUCUACGCAGGAAUCUACAAUAAGAGGCUGACUCUCCCAACCCCACACCUCCCACCUUCCCUUGAAUUGUCACCAGCCACAGUCAGGGCUGUGUCCAGGCUGGGGUUCAGCUGUGGCCCUAGGGUCUCCCACCCAAUUCAAUUCAGAAGACCCUUCAGAAGAGGACAGUCAGCUCGUCACCUCCUCCCUGCCUCACAUCCACUCCCUGUAACCGUGAAAUGGCUCUUAUUUCUGUGAAAUAAAGAUGUUUUGUAUUUCCAA
This is a messenger RNA of Nyctereutes procyonoides (raccoon dog), 932 nucleotides long. RefSeq names its product PDZK1 interacting protein 1 (gene PDZK1IP1). The record is from RefSeq and is a predicted model, not a curated record. The coding region runs from base 251 to 595 and encodes 114 amino acids. The transcript is spliced from 5 exons. NCBI's taxonomy places the organism in Eukaryota, Metazoa, Chordata, Mammalia, Carnivora, Canidae.